Strongylocentrotus purpuratus (purple sea urchin) is the source of this 3531-nucleotide messenger RNA. RefSeq names its product poly(A) RNA polymerase, mitochondrial (gene mtpap). The record is from RefSeq and is a predicted model, not a curated record. Gene Ontology annotation, cellular component: mitochondrion. Gene Ontology annotation, molecular function: poly(A) RNA polymerase activity. The transcript has 8 exons. Lineage: Eukaryota; Metazoa; Echinodermata; Echinoidea; Camarodonta; Strongylocentrotidae. The coding region runs from base 19 to 1950 and encodes 643 amino acids.
ACAAGUUUUAUUUGCAAGAUGGCAGCGCCCAUGGUGAGCAGUGUGGUGAGACCUGCCAGAUCGGUUUUUGCAAAUGUUUUGUGUUAUUCAAGAAUAUUCAGUCAAACCGUUUUUUCCAGUACGAGAAAACUAUGUGUCUCAGCAAAGAGAGUCACUUCAGAUAAAUCUGGUAGCAGAAUUUUGUCGGAAAGUGCAACUACAACGUCUUCAGCUACAAGUACAAAUGACACUUCUAAUAAUCUGUCCGGUGCAUUCAAGGAUACAAUGCAUAUGAGAUCAUCACAGGCUUCUCGGAGUCUCCUGGUUAGGCUAGCAAAUGGUACAACAAUUGAAAGUCUCCUGCAGUACUGCAAUAGUCAGGGGAAGGUAGACAAUUACUUCACUUAUUUUCAAAAGGCGCACUAUGUUGUUGUAGAAUUCAGCCAAGCAGACACAAUUAAGCAGAUAACCUCAAAAGCCCAUUCUACAGAGAGCAAGACAGGCAAACAGCGAGAUGGCGCCCAGGUGGAAUCUCGCUUUCUCAGCUUCUCAAGACCUUCAAAGCACAAGGAUACCAAUGUUCUGAAGCGGAAACCUGAUGUUGUAAUCUUAAAUAAAGAUUUGAGCAACCUGGAGCUGCUUCGAUCACUGGCCAGUGCUCCGAAUGUGGAUGCACAGAUUGAGCUGCUGUUGCAAGAGCAGGAGCUGAGGGAGUCUGAGAUCAGGCUUCGUUUCCUAGCCUGCUCUCUGAUGGAGGAAGCAUUCCAGAGCAUCCUCCCUGAUGCCACCCUUCACCCCUUUGGCUCUUCCAUCAAUGGAUUCGGGAGGCGAAGUUGUGACGUGGAUACGUACCUUGAUAGAGGCACAGCACAUGGUGUCAUCCCUCUCAAACAGGGAAGAAAUAAAUACAAGCUUGGCUACGACAGGCAGUCUGCUAACAGCGAACGAGUGGCCACCCAGUCAACCCUCUUCACCCUAGCUGAGUUUUUAGAAAAGCAUGUCCCACAAUGCAGUUCUGUAAACAGAAUACUCAAUGCUAGGUGUCCAUUGGUCAAAUUCAGACAUCAGGCUACAGGGCUGUCUUGUGACCUUACUGGUGAUAACAGGAUAGCAAUUAAAAGCUCAGAAAUGCUGUACAUAUUUGGCCGCUUGGACCCUAGGGUGCGCCCUCUGGUGUUCAUGGUGAGACACUGGGCACGGCUGAACGGGAUCACAAACAAUAAUCCAGGAUACUGGAUCACCAACUACCCCCUCACACUGCUCGUAAUAUUCUUCUUGCAGACCAGGCCUGAGCCAGUGCUUCCAGCACUUAAUAAGAUUGCCAUGUUUGAACCAUCAUCUGAAGGUAUGGAGGAGGAGGAGAAGGACGUUGAUCUUGUUUUUACUGACGAAGCUUGCAUCAAGGUCUCCAGAAACAAAGAAACACCCACUGAGCUUUUACAAGAGUUCUUCCACUUCUGCAUCACAUUUGACUUCAAGAAACAUGCACUCUCCAUCCACCUUGGCUCUACAUAUCCCGUACCAAACAAUGGCAAGAUCUUCCCUAUGUACAUUGAGAACCCACUUGAACCUGAUCUGAACUCCAGCAAGAACGUCAGCGGUGAUCUGGUGGACAGGUUACGCAGGCUUUCACAAGAAGCUGUUAAGACUAUGGAGAGGCUUGAUUUCUAUCAAGCGGACGCCAGCCGUGAUGCCUUGCACUCGUGGGGGUUGGGCGCACUGUUGAUGGGUUCCGUCCAGGGGAAGGGAAAGGUUCGUUCGGUGGCGAUGGAGAAGAAGCUGGGAGCCAUGUUUCGGUCGUUGAACCGCAGAGAGUUUUCAACAUCUUGUAAGAGGACUUGCGGAGUAAUGCAUGAUUGCAGGAACAUUGUACACCAUGUUAGUCCUUCAAUCUCAUGUUGGUCAACAACUUCAUGUAAGGAUUGUCCAGAUGGUGCAGCUACUUUACCCUUAAACACAAGACUGUCAUGAUAUUCAGAGGAAAUAUGUCAUAGCAUAAUUAGGUAGUUCUUGUUUAACCAGUGGACUGGAACAGUGCCUCUCAUUUCAGUGUUCAGUGAUGCAACAUGAAAGCAUGUUCUGCAAGCAAUAAUGGCAUUUACCUCAAAAAGUAAGAUGCUGACAAGAACAAUUAUUAUAUGAAUAUACAAUAUUUCAAGCCCAGGCUACUGCCAACAGAAGUGCAAAAUGUCUAAGAUUGUCUGUUGCUGCUUUUUUAAGAAUUCUUGUGGAGAUGAUAUACAUGUAUGACCAGGCAUCACAAAGCCACCGACGAGUUGCAUGAUGUGAGUUAAGUUAGAGCUCAAUAAAUUUGUAUUUGGUUAGGAUGGUCAUAUUUUGGUUUCUAGUAUUUCCAGAAUGGAAGUACCAAAUCAAUCUAAAAGUGGUAUUUUGGGCAUUGUAUUGUACUAGAUGUAUGGUUGUCUGACCUCGAGUUUGUUGUAGUACUUAUCAAGACUCUUUAAUUCUAGCUACUGGUCUCAUUUUGAUUAAAUUUAAAAGAGAGUAAGCUGCUGUACUUAUACUUAGACAAAAUAAAGAACACGAUGAGCAUAAUUGGUACGUCAAGUUUAGAACAAAUUGAUAAUCCCUUCAUAUAAAUCUAUAUAGACUUCUAAUCCUUUUUCCUUUUCACUUUGCACGAUAUACCGUGUGAGUCAGAGUGAUUAAAGAGACUACACACUUUAAAGCCUUAAGGAACAUUGCUUAAUGUUAAAAAAUCUCUUCUUUAUAGAAUCGGACCUAAAAUUAAAAGAAAAGGAUUACUGGCAAAUUUGAUGUGGUUCUGUGGCGCCUGGUAUUUGCUUAUGAAUGUAUCACCAUGCAGGGUAUAUAAUCAAGCAGGAAUGACUUGUAGAGAUUUGUGAGUCAAGAGAUCCAUGGUCAGUUUUCAUACAAGGUGAAGAUCUUGUGAAAAUCUUAGUCAUCUCACCAUGUGUCUUUUCAUUGUAACUUCUAUCUAUGUGACGUCUUUAUAUUGAUGAUGAAAUGGCAGCUACAUCCCGAUUCCCCCAAAUUAUGUAAACGAUUCAGGAAUGCAUCCCCAAAUCACCAAAUUGAUGAUAUUGCAACAGGUCUAUAGUAUACAUAAUCAUAACAUACCAGUAUGAAAAAUAUUCUUUGUAAAGGAUAUUUUCAUUCUACCUAGAUGUGCCCUUAGCCUUUCCUUUGUACAAUAUUCAAAGCUCAAUAAGAAUUGAAGAUGGCUGUUUUCAUGAUAGAAUGUAUCCAAGAACAGCUCAUAGUCAUAUUCAAGAAAGGGUGAUAUUUCUCUUAGUAUAACUUUGGGUACAAUUUUCUUGAGCUCAGACCAUCCCAUUAGCAGUACAACAUAAUCUAUCUCAUGUUUUGAUUGAAUUUGAUAUCAUCCUUACUUUACUUGGUCCAACUUCUAACCUGAUUUUAAAUAAAACAUCAAGCAAAAUCAUCACUAAAUUACAAUAUUUUGUAGGCUGUAAUGAAGAGAAUAAUUUUGGGUCAUUAAUGUCAUAAUGGAUGCGAGGAUUUCUUGAUUGCAAGUGCCAUUGCUAAUAAAGUAUUAAUAAUUUGUCA